AUGUUGAUCAUACCGAAUAUUAUCAUCACCAUUCUAUUUAUAUCAUGUUUCAUUUUAAAUUCCAUUUCAAUUUGCCUUUGUUUGAGUGCAUUAUUUUUACUUAUAUUAACAUAUCUUGAUUUGGGACAUUUUCUUGGUGUUGGUGGUCGUGAAACGUCGUCGUCGUCGUCGUCGUCCUCGAAUUUUCCAGACCACCACCACCACAUUUUCAAUCCACAAUCACUAUCAAAUGAUGAUCAUGAUGAUGAUCAAUUGAAUUUAAUAUUUUAUCUACUAUUCUAUUUAGCUGUAGCCAUAUUGGGCGUUAUUGGUGCAACAAGAAAUUCAUAUCAAACAAACAAAUUAACCUAUCUAACAUGUCAUGUUUUAUUACUUGGUUCAAUCAUCUGUUAUAAUCUUAUUGCAUGGUUUCAUUUUCGUUCAUAUUCACCAUUGAAUCGUACUAGUGAAAAUGAUCCAAAUUUAUUAUUAGCAUCAUUAUUUGAUUUUGUUGAUUUUCUAAUUGGUUUAUUACUAAUUGCAUUAAUUCUGAAUUCUAAACAACAACAACAACAACAACAGAAUCAUCAUCAUCAUCAACAACAACAACAACAGCAAAAACAUAAUCAUCGAAAUUCCAUUACACCGAUCACAUUAUCAUCCAAUCAAUCAGCCUACAUGAUUGAUUGAUAGAAUU
Messenger RNA from Dermatophagoides farinae (American house dust mite), 676 nucleotides. Lineage: Eukaryota; Metazoa; Arthropoda; Arachnida; Sarcoptiformes; Pyroglyphidae. The record is from RefSeq and is a predicted model, not a curated record.